Clavispora lusitaniae ATCC 42720 is the source of this 2883-nucleotide messenger RNA. RefSeq lists its product as uncharacterized. The record is from RefSeq and is a predicted model, not a curated record. Gene Ontology annotation, cellular component: nucleus. Gene Ontology annotation, molecular function: DNA binding. NCBI's taxonomy places the organism in Eukaryota, Fungi, Ascomycota, Pichiomycetes, Serinales, Metschnikowiaceae.
AUGCUGCUAGGUCUGGAGCAGUAUUUGGGCAUAGAUCCUGAUCUAUUGGAACUCCUGAGCCUACAAGGCUCCUCAUCUCAGGUAUUAGAAUGUCCAACUAGUGAUACUGAAGAAGAGCACGAAGAAGUUGUCCAGGGUUCAACAUGCAAAGACGAUUACCAUGAUCAUCAAUGCCAAAGUCAGCAACAGAUGAAAUUACAGGACAAAGAGACUCUGAAAUCUUUUCAUGAUGAAAAUAAAAGGCUUCGGAAAUAUGAGGAGGAGAAAAUGGACCCAAAGACUCCAGAAGACAAGGGAGAAAUGGAUAUACUAAAAGCGAAGACCAGUUUCCAAGCUGAGUUUGAUAAUGGUCGUCCUGGACUUUUGUUUCUACUCUCAGGUAAGCAGCAGAAUGCGAAGAGCAGAAGAAAACGAAAGACUACAAAAGCAACAUCGGGCAAAUGUGAUAGUGUUGUAUCAGAGGCUUCAGAGGCAGAAACUUCCUUCGACUCUGCGGAAUUUGAGCGCACUGUCAAGCAUCAGAAUUACCUAAGCGAUCUUGAAGAUAAGAUGUACGGAAAUGGAAAAAGUGUAUCUCUCAAAGAUUACUUGAGAAAGCCCACUGAGAUUGUUCUGGCCUCGGAAGACUCGCAAAGAAUAGAGAUUGUCGAGGCUAAAACGCAACCUCAACCCCUCGAGACUUUAGAACUGUUGGGUAAAAAGGUACAUGCCAGAAACUUGUUUGACGGAUUUCCUCGGAAAUUGAAGAAUAGUAAAGGAAAGUGGACGUUGAAAGUUCGACUUCGAAUCAGUCCUGAAAAAUUGGCCAUUAUAAAACGUUACGAUAAUCCCUUUACAACUAGGGGCACAACAGGAACGGGAACAGGCGCCAUGUCCAAAUUAAUGGCUCAAAAUUCGUCAUUGAAAGUUUCGUUGAAACUUCCAGUAAAGUUUUUGAAAGAAAUUGAAAGGUCUUUAAGUCCUCUCUACACUAAAAGUUCAGGACACAUUAAUGGAAAGCCAGCAAGAUCAGUGUUUGAGAUGAUGAUGCAAUCAGCCAACAAAUCAAGCAUGCCCAAGCUCACUCCAAUACAGAAACUUAAAGAACUUUAUCCUCCGAUACUUUGUCGUUCUCAAAUGCAUGUUGUUCCUGAUGAAGUUUUACCCAAAGCCUCUAGUUCUUACAUCCAAUCAUUUCCACUACGAGAUACUAAUAUGGCUACAACCUCAAACGAAUCCUUGUCUUGCCUACUAUCUGGAGAGAAGAAGUCGGCAUUUAUGUGUGCAUUUGAUAUACUGCCUAUACAAAAGAAAGCAAUCGAAGUGAAAGAUAUUACCGAGCUCGUUAAAGCUAACGCCCCUUUGGCAUUUUCAAAAGGACCCCAUAAACGAAUCUAUAAAGAUUUCAUCAUGAACAAAGCUGCAGAUAAUAGCUACCUGGUAUGGCCGCAAAAAUUUCAGCCCCAACAAGUCGAGGAUAUGCUUUUACCUAGUCAAAAGCGUGCCUUUAUAAAGCACUGGAUUGAAAAUGCGUUCAAGCUCUUGAAAGCACAAUCUACAAGGACCCCACUUAAUGUCAGACUAAAAGAACAACAACGACGCCAAAAGCAAAGGGAAGCAUCGGCUAUGUCAGGCUUUAUCGUCGAUGAUUUUGAGGAAGAUGAGACAACAGAUGAGGACAUAUUUGUGCCAAUUUUGAUUGUGAAGGGUCCUACAGGCUCUUGUAAAUCGUCCUCUAUUUAUGCGGCCAUGAAUGCAAUGGAUGGUUAUGUUCAUGAGAUCAACACCAGUCAACAGAGAUCUCGCAGAGAUAUUUAUGGUCCCCUCAAGGAGUUUUGCACCACUCAAAUAGUUAAUCAAAAUGGUGAAGCCAAAAAAUUUCAAAAAGGUGUUGUUCUCUUUGAAGAUUGCGAUGUCUUGUUUGAGCAGGAUAAGACAUUCUGGACUCUUGUUCAAGAUGUUCUAAACUUUUCAAAGCGGCCCAUUGUGUUAACGGUUAGUGAUGACUGUGUCAUUCCACGAUACAUUAAAGAUCUAGCAGCAGAACAGAACUCUAUUAUAUCAUUGAGCAUCAUAAACAAGGAAUCCAUGAGGCAAUAUAUUUGGUUAUGUUCUUUAAGUCAAGGUUAUAGUUUGAGCUCGCAAUUACAGGAAAAAAUAUUGAGCGAUUGUCACCAUGACGGAAGCUAUGAUUUACGGAAAGCACUAAUGAUGUGUCAAUGGCUUUGUGGGCCUAAGGGCUUAUCAGAUGAGAUCGUCGAGGUUCUUUAUUUCGAAAAACUCAGCGAUAAGUUUCAAAGUUUUGACGACGUCGACUUAAUCAGCAAGAAAAUCGACCUUCUCUCUGCAGCUGACAUAAUUUCACGCAAUACCGUUUCUUCUAUAUUGCAUGAUCGGCAAGAAAAAGAACUUUUGGAUGUUUAUGUCGUCGACGACUCUUUAAAUUUGACACAACCGGCCUUACCUCAUGAGGUUAAUGUGGGAGGGUAUAUUCAAGACACCUUACAAAGUGAUUAUGAACCAAAUACCACAUAUGAACUACACGGGAACCAAUUAAGGGAUAUAACGAUAGAAUUUCUCAGCUCCAGAAGCAAGCCUACUCCUGCUUUUUUGAGGGAUAUACAAACAUUGAGAUCGCAAACUAGAAGCCGGUCUUCUGCAACAUCAUUUGAGGAAAUUGUCGAGACACAGGGUUUACCAGAAACCUCAGUAUGCUAUUCGAUGCCGAAAUCAUCAAUAGCAUUGGAUUUAGCACCAGUCUCAAGAGCAUGGGCACAGUUUCAAAAGGAGAUAAUGAAAUGGGAUGCGCAACAUGCACAUGAAGAAGGGACUCGAUCUCUCGAAAAUUUUCUCAACUGGCGUAAGUUUCAUAGAAAUGUGGAAGAGAUUUUGAAGACAAUUUAG